CCUUCCCGUUCUACUUGCCUUCGCUCCCCGGCCCUGUGGCCGCGCUCCCUCCCUUCCCUCCGUCCCGCCCCCUCCAGCCCCUGCUGCCCGGCUCCUACAGGCCCCCUCGCUGCCCGCGUUCCUAUGGACAGACGCACAGACACCUGCAGGAAAGACACUGCUGAUCCUGUAACAUGGAGGAUUGCCUUCAUACCUCAUCUGAGAAUCUAUCCAAAUUGGUCAGCUGGGCCCACAGCCAUGGGACCAUUUGCAGCCUCAUUCCAAACCUGAAACAUUUGCUUUCGGAAGGUUCCCAUGGGAAUCUGACAGCAAUGUGGGGCUGUAGUGCGGGCCAUGCUUAUCACUGGCCACUGACAGCUACUUGCAGAGCUGGCUCCCAAGAAAGGGUCUGUUUCCAGGAUAACAGAAGUUUUAACUCUGAUAGUCCCAGUAUAAUUGGAGUGCCCUCUGAGACACAAACUAGCCCCGUUGAAAGGUACCCUGGGAGACCAGUGAAAGCAAAGCUAGACUGUAAUCGGACCAGAGACUCUUGUGACUUCUCUUAUUGCAGUGAGCCCUCUGAACUGGAUGAAGCUGUUGAAGAGUAUGAAGAUGAAAACACUCUGUUUGACAUGGUUUGUGAAUCUUCUGUUACAGAUGAGGAUAGUGACUUUGAACCCCAAACCCAAAGGCCUCAAAGCAUUGCUCGAAAAAGGCCUGGAAUAGUCCCAUCUUCUCUCCAUUCAAGCUCCCAAGCUCAGAUGAUUGAUGAAUGCAGCAGUGAUGUGAUCAUUAAGAAAAUCAAACAGGAGAUUCCUGAAGAUUAUUAUAUUGUGGCGAAUGCAGAGCUGACCGGAGGGGUAGAUGGACCAGCCCUCUCAUUGACGCAGAUGGCAAAACCUAAGCCUCAGACUCAUGCUGGUCCCUCCUGUAUAGGGUCUGCUAAGCUGAUUCCCCAUGUAACAUCUGCCAUCAGCACAGAGCUAGACCCACAUGGUAUGUCUGCAUCCCCCUCUGUGAUGUCUAGACCAGUCGUCCAGAAGACUGGUAGGGUAUCUUUGGCUUCACCAAACAGAGGACCCACUAGUGCCCAUGGCACCAGCCAGCAGGUGGCCAUACAGAUGCCGGUGAGCACAUCCCAUCCUAACAAACAGAUCAGCAUCCCUUUGUCUGCCCUGCAGCUGCCUGGACAGGAUGAGCAAGUUGCUUCUGAAGAGUUCCUGUCCCAUCUGCCCAGCCAGGUCUCCUCCUGUGAGGUGGCCCUUUCUCCCUCAGUUAACACAGAGCCAGAAGUGAGCUCCAGUCAGCAGCAGCCCCCAGUUGCUCCGACCAUAACCACUGAGGCCACGGCACAGUGCAUACCAGACCAGGAUGAAAGAGCAGCUGAGCUCAGCAGGGAGCAGAAUGAGAAAACCAUCCGGAGCACGCAGACCGCGCUCCGCAAUUUCCCCUAUUCUACUAAGCUCAACAAAUUUCCUGUAUUUAAUAUGAAUGAUGACUUGAAUGACCUGUGUACCAGUGCAGUAAGCCCAAAUACGACCAAAGCAACACGGUAUGCCCUGAAUGUGUGGCGAUAUUGGUGUAUGACCAAUGGGCUCAAAGAUCACACAGACAUCACCAAGAUCCCUGCAGUGAAGCUGAACGAGCUGCUCGAGAACUUUUAUGUCACCGUUAAGAAGAGCGACGGCUCAGACUUCCUGGCCACGUCGCUGCACGCCAUCCGCCGAGGCCUGGACCGCAUCCUGAAGAAUGCGGGCGUGGGCUUCUCCAUCACCAGCAGCACCUUCAGCUCCUCCACCAAGAAGCUCAAGGAGAAGCUGUGGGUGCUGAGUAAGGCAGGGAUGUCAGGUGCCCGUUCUCGCAACAUCGUCUACUUCUCCCUCUCUGAUGAGGAGGAGAUGUGGCAGGCAGGGUGUCUGGGGGAUGACAGCCCCAUCACCCUUCUGUCCACCGUGGUCAAGUACAACAGCCAAUACCUGAAUAUGCGGACGCUGCAGGAGCAUGCUGAUCUGAUGUAUGGUGACAUCGAGCUGCUCAAAGACCCACAGAACCAGCCCUAUUUUGCCCGGACAGACAGUGUCAAGCGGGAGAGUCGGAGUGGUUCCACUCGAGUGUGCCACGGGAAGAUCUACCAUGAGCAUUCCAGGGGACACAAACAGUGCCCUUACUGCCUCCUCUACAAGUACAUGUACAUCCACCGACCACCCACCCAGAUGGAGGCCAAGUCCCCUUUCUACCUUACCGCCAGGAAGGAGGCCACAGACAUGGGCAGCGUGUGGUACGAGGAACAGAGGAUGGGACUGAGGUCUCUUCGGGGAAUUGUCCCGAACUUAGCCAAGAAGGUCAAGCUGGAAAACUGUGAGAACUUCACCUUCGUCUCAUUUACUCAGGUCUCCAGGAGGCUUGGCUCCCACAGCUGCUGCCAGUGAGUCUCCCCUGGGUCCCGGCCACCACCCAACACACCUGGCAGGGGGGCGCUCCCCCCGCAGCCAAGGCCAGAGUUCUGAGGUGGCAGGGAUGACCGUGAUUUCAUGGUCAGGCUGGUCCCUGUCAGUGGGACUUCCUAUUUCUUUGACUUUGCAUUUGUUUUUUUAACUGAAAGUAGAUGAAUCUUUAGGAUGUUUUAUCCAGAUGUGUGUCACCUUUGUUAAAUUAUAGAGUCUAACGCACUGUAUAAAUUACUACAUACACAAGAGUGAGGAAGUUCAUUUUAUCUAGUGCCUUUUUAGCACAGAUUUUCUCAAAAAAAAUAAAAGGGAGUGGGGAAGAAAACCGUUUAAGUAGUCAUUAAAAAAAAAUCCCAGUAGCCUAGUAGCUUUAGAAUGUUAUACACACUUUGUGGAAUUACACUCACAGUGAGGAGCUAGGAAGGGAGAGGCAGACGUGUUAACUAUUUCCAGGAGAAAAAUGGCACCUGGCACUCCUCCUUAUGUUUUGUUGAUGGAUAACUGGGUCCUGCAGAGCAAGCAGCCUUGGUUGAUGGAAGGUCAUGGAGCUACGCUCAGUCACGCUGAUAGGAAAGUGGGGACUGCUCUCAGCCCUGGGAGGACUUGACCUCUGCAUCAGUGGAGACAGUUUUAUGAGAAAAGAUUAAUGCACCAAACGGUGCUUGUGAGAACAAGGUUUCCGAUGAACUAGAUGGUUUGUACAAUGAGGGAAUUUCUAGUAGUAGAGAAAGUGUCUUGGAAAAGCGGUCUGCGAUCAAAACGUGAAAAACCUCCUGAAGCAGAAGUGCCUACGUUUUCUUUCUCAGCGUCAUGUGAAAGCUAUUUUCGUUUGAACAUUUUUUAGAGUUUGUUUUUUUUCAUCUGUUCCUUGUGUCAUACAGUUGUUCCAGCAUAUAGCACUGGACUGUAAAACAACUGAAAGUAAUUUUCAGGCGUAACCAGGAAAAUCCAACAGAACAAGCUGCAAAGAAAACAAAUUCCAAAACAUGUUUAUUAAAGAGUUUUGAAAUAUUUUUGUCAAAGUAUGACUCUUUCAGCCACAAGAGAUCUCAUCAUUUUAGGUUGGCACCAAUGCUUGGGACACGAGGAUGUAGGCAACCUACCAGGUAAGCAAACCCAGCAACAAGCACAGAGUUGAAAAAUCAGACCAUGAUGAUAGGUUAUCAGUGUAGUUUGAAAUCAUUUCACUCAGGUGAGAUUAAAUCUGACCACUUGUCAUUCAAACAUUAACAGAAUGUUAUAAUAACUGCUCUGAAUAAGUGAAAAAGGAGCCCAAAGAGGACUAAUUAAUAAUAAUAAUAAUUUCUAGGGAAUCUUUAUUUUGUAUUUGAGGAAAGACUGCUACAACUUCAUACCAUUUUGUUCCUGUGUAUGUUUUCCAGUCCACAGUUGAAAGUCUAGUAUACAUUCAUUUUGUAGGAGUCCUAAAAUCAGCCCUAUUUCUUUUUCAAAACAUUAUUUUAGUAUUUAUUUUAAUUGUUUUAAAAAAUCAUUCACUGGUCAUUGAAAUAUAUCAUACUUCCUUUACCAGAGAAGACUCAACCAAUGCUGCCUUAAGGUUUAAUGUUGUUCCCUUUUUAGUUCCUGCACAUUUAUUUCGUUUACUAGUUGAUCUUUCCUGAAUAUAGAUUAACUUUGGUAUGUCUCCAUCUGUAUAUAAAUAACAGGUAAUCUUUAAUAAGCAGUGUUAUGACUUGAUAUUGCACACUGUUCUGUUGUAGUUUCCUAUAGGGAUUUUAAGGUUUUGAUUAAAAGAGACACAAAACACGAGGUACAGUUUCCUUUAGUGGGUGAACACCCAAAGGAAAUUUUGUUUGAGGAAAGCACAUGGUGGUUUUUCUUGUCAGUACUGCACUUAAACAGAAAUAUAACCUAUGUGAACUACUGGGCAGGGCCUGCAGCUUAAUUAAUAAAACCUCCAUUUUUAUUUUAAAUCGAUUCAAGAAGAAAUUGCCAUUAGAUAUCACUGGGAUCUUUUCAGAUUUUAACAUUUCCAAAAGUAGCAAUAACUGAUCCAGAGGCUGUAAUCUUUCUGUUGAUAGUGGCUUUUUAUCAGCUGAGUAACAAUCUCUGCCUCAGGUUUGUCGCUUAUCACCUAUUUGAUGGGCUUUCAACCCUCAGAGUUCUGAAGUGAAUGAUUAUAAUCAAAGUCAGGAGGUAGAAUCUCCAGUGGUACCUGAUGGAAGGAAAGAAUCGUAUCUCAGCAUCCUAAAUGCCAUUCAUUGCAUGCCUCCUGUGCCACCCACUGUAUAGGUACUUUGUCUAUUAUAUAUUUGUGUGUAGAUGUGUAUGUGUGUAUGUGCACACACACUUUAAGUUUAUAUGUGAUAACACCUAGUAAACCUGCUAAUAUGGUGAAGCACCUAUCCAUCUAUAUGGUGUGUCCAUGCUCAGAGGAUCUGAAGGGAGGGGCAGAGUAGCUAGUUCUUGUUGGGCUUCAGAGCUAAGGCAGUUGUUCUGUCUUUUCGGCCAGCUGUAAACCAUACCCUCUGGGGACUGCAGGGUUUUCUACUCUUGGCCUAAGCCAGGAGAAAGGAGAUUCCCAAGAGAAGAAAGAGGGAGGUUAAGAGUUUUUUCUCUACUUACCUUUAGUGUUUUUUGUAUUCAAAAGUGGGAAUGAAUACCGGGAACUUGCACAUUCACCGAGGCUCAAGUGGCCGUGGCUCUGCCUCAGGAAUGGUGGUGCUGUAGGUGUUAUGGGACGACCCAGGGAGUCCUUUGGGUGAGCUCUUGCCCCCAGCACCUUCUGCACCUGCUCUAAAGGAAGCCCCGCUCGCCUGGUACCUCCUCCCCAGAAUUUAGCCAGUCUCCCCUUGGAAGUUUAUUCCAGCAGAGAUGAUGGGGGCAUCAGCUUGAAGGGUAUGAGUCAAUGAAGUAUAAAGGCUUUAGCACAGCACCGGGCACAUAGUAUUAUUUAUGCAAUAAAUCUUAGUUAUUUUAGUUACAACCUUUGGUAAGAGUAAUAAUAUUAUCCACCUAAUCUGCACUAUACCACUUAUUCCUUCCAUUAUGGAGAUUCUCUCUCCUUUAAACUGUUAAACUUGAAGAGGAAAGCAAACCUGAUAAUGUGGUCACAUUUAUACCCAUAAAUUCUACCUCCAGCACCUCCAAGCCCUGAUACCUCAGAUAUAAGCAAAAACAAUUAAAGUAUAGAGAAGCCCUGAGAGGCGUUAGGAGAAAGUUUUCCCAUGGUUUAGUGUGUUUGCAAAGGGAAGUAUUAUGGGAAAACCUAACCAAAGUUGUGAAACAAAUGGUCUCCUCGGUCAUGUGGCAUUUCCCAGCUUUCCUUGGAUUAUAUGCUGUAUUAAUCUGCCCUGACUGAUAAAUGUUUAUAGAAGUGUGAAACUCUGUUACUUUGAUUUUUAUUUUAAUUCAACCUCAUUAAAAGCAUCGCGCUAUACCCACCCUAUCAGCAUGUUCAUAGACAGCUGUGGAGAAGAUCUAGACAAAAUAAUCCUCCUGUAGAAGCGGAAGCCUCUGGCUAUAGAAGGAAGAUUACCAGGCUGGCAACGCCUUCUCUACUCACUUGGUAAAUGCUGGUCUCACUUUCCUCAGCUGUGAAAGGAGAUCAUCGGAAGAGAUCAUCUCCAAAGUGAAUAAUGUUACAUUUCUGCAGUUCCUCAAGGCCAUGUAGUUAGGAAGUGGCAAAACUAGGAGGCAAAAUUCCUAAUUCCUCAAGAUCAUAUACUGAAUCUCCUAAGUGAGUGCUUCUCGCUAUAUUGGAACGCUUGCUUGAGGAAUAACAAUUUUCUUGAAAUUUUAAGUUUGACAGCUCUUUAAAUUAUUUUGCUAUCUCUACAGGCAGCAGAAUGUUAUUUUUCUCAGGUUAGGCUAACACUAACCACAUUGUUACCACUUAAAUAAACAAAUAUUUAUGUUUAAAUAUUACUCUUAUCAAACAAGCAUCACUUUGUUGCUUUUGUUGAAAUCUGGAUUGCUAACAGUGGGUUCUUGAGCUAGUAACCAGUUAACUUUAGGCAGCAAGAAAUGCAAACGAUGAAGAUCUCAAAGAAGAGUUACCUCAUUUUCCCUCGGGCGCUCCAAUUUAGCCUAAGUUAAGACCCAUACAUAUUGAGAAACUGUUAACAAACAGCCCUGAACCGAAGAAUGCAUCAAAAGUUUCAAAUUCACGUAUAUCUUUAAAUGCUUUUACUUUUGGGGUGAAUUUUUAAUGCUCUGUUUUAAGAGAAAAACAUUCAGUUGUUUAGGCAAAGUUCUUAAGUAAAAAUCUUAGUUGUGUUUUUCCAUAUAAAUUAUCACCUAAGCAAAAACAGGAGUGAAGGGAGAGAUUGGUGAUGACCUAAGGCUGAACUCCCUUUCUGAGAGAAGAGGAGGCUGUGGGGAAUGAAAAACUAGCUUAUCUCUGGAAGUUCCUAUGUGUUCUGUAUCCAUGUAUCCUGACAUCAUAGGAUUUCCCAAAACUCCUUUGAGGGAGGCUGCCCAUCCUUCUGGCAAAGUUUGCCUAUUUUGAUGAUGAUUUUGAGUACUUCCAGUUCUUUAUAGCCCAAGAAAUCCAGAGAGGUUCCCUAUGUUUUAAUUGUUGAUGAGAAUCAGAUUUUUAUGCUCCAUUAAAGUGCUUUAUUGUUGAUCUAAUGCAGUUCAUAUGGAAAUUAAUAAUUUCAGGAAAUACUUGUUAAGACCAAAAAGAAAACUCCCUGGAUUAUAUGUAGAUGCAUAUUGCUUCCAUUACUAUUAAAAGCAAUUAGAUAGAUCCCUCUCCCCCACUGAGAAUGGGCUCCUAAAUAUUUUAUGGUCAGAAUAACUGAUUUAAUUGAUUUACAUUUAACUGUAGUUAUUUUUACUGAUUUGUUCAAAUAAGUUUCUGGAAGAUUCAGAUUUGACUAACACUAACUGUGGUAAGUGCUUUCGCACAGCUUCCUCGUAUUCUCAUUUAAUUCUCACAACAGCUCUGCAGGGUAGGUCUAAUUAUUCCCAUUUUACUUACUGAGAAACCAAGGCUCAGAGAAGUUAAGUAAAUUUCCCAAAGUCUCACAGAGCUAAGAAGUUGGAGAACUUAAGUUUGAACCCAGGUCUUCUGACUCCAAAUACAGUGCUCAAUGCAUUAAACUAAACUGCCUUCUUCAGGCCCAAAGAGGUCCAUUUAUCACAGAGCUUUUAAAAAAUUAAACAGUUUCUAUUUGUUUGGGAAAUAUUUCAUUUCUCAAACCAUACUGUGUCAUACCUUAUAUGUACUCUCUUACUAAUUCAAUAUAUUGGUAUAAUUCAAUAGUUCCUGGAAAGCCUGGUGGUUUUCUAUGAAUAAGUAUAACAUUUUCUGCCUACUGAGAACCUUCUGUGUUUAUCCAAUAAAUAACUCAUAUUAUCUAUUGUCUACCUUAAAGGGCAGAUGUUCAUGCCAGUUUAUUCUAAUAAAAGUCAAGUCGUUUACAAACUGCACCUGUUUUGAAUGGGUAUCAUUGCUUAAAAUGUAAAGGGCUUCCUAGCCUACAUCACAAUUACAUGCUCAGGGUUUUUGCUUUCACUUUUUAAUUUUGAUGUCAGAGGAUUUUUAUAAUCUUUAGGCUAAAGCAACCUCAUAGCAAAAUAUACUUAUUUAGUCAUUUGUUUUCUAUUCUUUCCUUUAUCAGGGCAUGGGGAUUUUUUUGUUUUGAGGCUUAAAAAAUAAAAGGUUCUAGGUAACUCUGAGACAGCCUAAUCAAAAUCCCCCAUUUUACCAAUAAGAAAAUCGAAGCCCAGAGAUAUUAAAGGGCCCAUCCAAGGUCAGCAAGACAAUAAGUAGUAGAUUCAGGACUAGAAAAUUAAUCCAGAAUCUUUCCUCCAUACCAUAGCUGGAAGAUUUGGAUUUUAAAAAAUUAAUUAAUGGAGCUGUCUGGCAGAAGGCCCCAUUGACUUCCUGCCUUCCAAGAAAAACACUCAUAUAGACCCAGAAGAAGGCCACCUCUCAAUUCUAGAAUCUAGAAGGAAUCAAUACAAUUUACAAGGCAUUUGGAAGUAAAGUGAGACAAAACCUUUCAGGUUGUAGCUCACUGUUUUCUUUCGCUUUGCUUCAUGAAACAGGUUCUGUGAAAUAGAAAAUCUGAAAGAUAUUUAAUACUUGUUCUCAUUAACCAUGUCAGUCUCCUUACUCAGAGCUCUGGUGCCAGAAAAAUAACUGGCUUAUCCUUUCUCUUAACCAGAUGCCACACUAUAAAGUGAAAAGCUUCUCUAUCCCACCCUCUCUCCCAUCUCCCCACCCACCUCCUCUUCAUUCAGUCCAGCUCCAAGUUCUAGGGCUAAAAUGUGAGCAGCAAGCAGAGAGGAUCUGUUGGAGGCAUAGUGCAUUCUGAGAAAAACGCCCUUUAGUGAGGACAAAAACAAUAAAUAAGCAAGUAGCAGAAAAUGCAAAUAUUGUGAUUUUUCAUGUAUGGUGUUGGAUCAGAGAUCCAGAAAACCAGACAAUAGAAAGGAAAAGGAUGCCACUUCAAUAGAAGAGUGUUAAACUAGAAACUGGACAUGGAAAUAUGUACAUCUUCUUACCCUCAACCUGUGCAUCCAAAAAAGGGAUUUGACAAACACUCAAGUGGACAGAUAGCAAAAUGAAAGGCAAAUACUGGGUUUGAGGAGAAAGGACCAUUUAAGGAUGAGUAUAGAGAAAACAAAUGCGGCAUUAAAAAAAAAAAAAUGUGACUGAAUGAAGGAAAAUGAACAACUUCCAGAACAGUUGAAAGUAGUCUACUGCAAGAAACAAGAAAAUUUUAGGAUUCUCUUCGUCAUAAUUGAAGGAACAGAAGAAUUGCUUCUAUGCAGCAAUAGUAUGUUAUCUUAAAAUGGGAAUGGAUUAAGAGAAAAAGGCACCGGAAUAAAAUGAAAAAGAAGAUAAACUAGAAAGAAGGAUUUCAAGGAAGCUAAAAACACAAUAGCAGAUUAAAAUCCACAUUGGAAGUAGAAAAGAAUAAUACAGAUGCUUAUAAAAAAACUCAGUGUGGGACUUCCCUGGUGGUCCAGUGGUUAAGACGCCGCGCUUCCACUUCAGGGGGCACGGGUUCGAUCCCUGGUCAGGGAAGUAAUCCCGCAUGCUGCGGGAUGUGGCCAAAAAAUAUAUAUAUAUAUAUCAGUGUGAAGAACAAACGAGAUUUUCUUCCUAUCAUUCUUUCAAAAGAAACAGGAGAUGAAAAUAGGGGAAAGAUAAUGGAUUUGGAAGACAGAACAUUAGCUAACAUUACUGAUAUUUGCUUUCCUGAUGGAAGGAGUAUAUUAAGAAAAAUAUCAUUAGACUAUAAAAAUGAAAUCUUUCCUGAACAAAACAAAAAUCUGUGUAUUUAGAUUGAAAGGUCUCACUGCAUUCCAGGCCAAAAAAAAAAACAAGUGAAA
Molecule: messenger RNA, 9737 nt
Organism: Globicephala melas (long-finned pilot whale)
Lineage: Eukaryota; Metazoa; Chordata; Mammalia; Artiodactyla; Delphinidae
Product: KIAA1958 ortholog
Source: RefSeq, a predicted model, not a curated record